Molecule: messenger RNA, 599 nt
Organism: Brassica oleracea var. oleracea
Lineage: Eukaryota; Viridiplantae; Streptophyta; Magnoliopsida; Brassicales; Brassicaceae
Product: NAC domain-containing protein 69-like
Exons: 2
Coding region: 84-599 (171 amino acids)
Biological process (GO): regulation of DNA-templated transcription
Molecular function (GO): DNA binding
Source: RefSeq, a predicted model, not a curated record
AAAAGGCCUUUUGACUAAUGAUGGACUCUUAGAAAAAUUUAGUCACGAUUCUGGAUUGUUUUGUUUUUCAAACUUCUUUUUUAAUGGAGACAAGUAACGUGGGGUUUAGGUUUUGUCCAACGGACGAGGAGCUGAUAAACUAUUUUCUCAAGAACAAGAUUCUAGGUAAACCAUGGUUAGUCGACGAUAAGAUUAGAGAGGUUAGCAUAUGUAGUUACGAACCUGCGUCUUUGCCUGCUUUAUCAAUGAUCAAAUCGAAGGAUCCUGUAUGGUACUUCUUAUCUCCAAAGGAGUACAAGUCUCCAAAGAAGAGCCUGACGAAGAGGACUACACCUUCUGGGUUUUGGAAAUCUACCGGUAAGGAUCGAAAAGUCAAGGAGGAAAAAAGAAGAGACGGUAUUGUGAUCGGUAUUAAAAAGACCCUUGUGUACCAUGAAGGUAAAUCUUCUAAUGCAGUUCCAACUCCUUGGAUUAUGCACGAGUAUCACAUCACUUGCUUGCCUCUAGCUGAUCAGGUAACAUUUUGUCUUCAGGGGUUUUCUUUGUUUUAUCUUUUUCUUUGUAUGUAUCAUUGUUUCUAUCUUUUUGAUGUAACAUAA